Molecule: messenger RNA, 1238 nt
Organism: Solanum lycopersicum (tomato)
Lineage: Eukaryota; Viridiplantae; Streptophyta; Magnoliopsida; Solanales; Solanaceae
Product: SNF2 domain-containing protein CLASSY 4-like
Biological process (GO): gene silencing by siRNA-directed DNA methylation
Source: RefSeq, a predicted model, not a curated record
CUCAACUCGCUCAUUCGUCACUCCUACAUGUUAUUAUCCUUUGUAAUACGUUUUGAAUUACAACAUUUUAGUCACAUUAGUGUUUCACACUACUCUUUUAGUACAACUUUCUAAAAAAAAAAUUAGUAUGCUAAUGGUUAUGCGAUUUAACGCAGGUGCAUACUUAUGGAUUCAGGGGAUGGCUCUACUUCAAGAUGGUUUUGUCGAGAGUGUAAGCGUGCCAUUACCAAAACGGGAUACACAGCUUGUGAAUGUGGGUGUAAAACAUGGGUAAACAAUGGGACUAAUGAGAAAUGGCUCAUCGCGGAUAUCCCAUUGGCGAGUCCUCCACUUAACAAUAAAGGUCCGAUUCUUUGUACUGAUGACAGGGAGUCUGAAUAGGACUGUGAAGUUGUUGGAAGGAAAAGAAGCAUGAAGGACCCUGCUGAGACUGAAAACCAAAACAAAGGCCGAACAUAUUUUCUUCGGCCACGCUAUAUGGACAGGUCUAAGAGUAUGAAUGAGGAAUCAUCUGAUGAUGAGGAUUCAGAUGAGGAGGGGUCUGAUCACGAGGAUUGCGAUGAUCAGAAUAAACUUUCUCCUCCUGAAGAGAAGGAACAUGUUCCUGUCAAAGAAACAAUUCCUUUAGUAUUUCGAUUUGAAGAUGAGGACCCCGUUCCCCCAGUGAAAGAAGAAUAUGAAAAGGAAAUCGAAGAUUAUUUUGCUGAAAUGAAGAUGUGUUUGUUGGAAAAACGGAUAAGCCUUACAAAUUCUUCACCUGUUUUGCAGAUGCAAAGUGAAAAAUUAAGUGACUGUCAGAUGGGGAAUCACAAGCUUAAGCUAGAUGAACAAAUUGGACACAUCUGUCCAAUUUGUUCAAAUGUGAUUUUGGAAAUGAAGUACAUCUUCCCUGAUUUUGCUAGAAGACCUCGACAAAGGCAUAGAAGAAAAUAUCUCCGAGAGUCGCCAUCAAUUUUCAGAGCUUCUGAUUCUUCUGCAGACCAAGAUUCAGCUAUUUAUGAAGAAGAAGGAACGGUGUGGGAUUUAGUUUCCCCAAAUGUUAAAGCGGCAAUGUAUCCUCAUCAACGUGGAGGAUUCGAGUAUAUGUGGAAACACAUUGCUGGAGCUAUAAAAUUUGAGAGGCUGAGAGAGCACCUAUCUAAGAGUAGGGGGGAUGCAUUAUCUCACACCCACCUGGCACCAGGAAAACCCGACUCACCAUUGUGUUUCUUCAGUCUCUUCUGAAGAUUUAUCCGAAG